Molecule: messenger RNA, 4202 nt
Organism: Trachymyrmex septentrionalis
Lineage: Eukaryota; Metazoa; Arthropoda; Insecta; Hymenoptera; Formicidae
Product: acetylcholinesterase-like
Exons: 7
Coding region: 830-2731 (633 amino acids)
Biological process (GO): choline metabolic process; acetylcholine catabolic process in synaptic cleft
Cellular component (GO): plasma membrane
Molecular function (GO): acetylcholinesterase activity
Source: RefSeq, a predicted model, not a curated record
ACGCGGCAUGCCGGCUGCCGCGUGAUACUGUGUCCACAUAUGUGGUGCGCUCUUCGUGAAAGCCCGCCGGAAUCAUAAAGUCGAAAUCGUAAUUUACUACGAUUGUCAUUGAGAAGCAAAGAGAGAAUAGGAGUACAUCACGAGGAGUGACGCCAAAUUGCCUCCGGAACGAUAUACUUUAAGAGAAGGGGGUGAAAAGAGGGGCGAGUAAGCGGAAGCGAUUUUGAGAGCUCUAUAUUCUGCGCGCGUGCGUGUAUAUAUUGUGUACGGGAGUGUGCAUGGGAGGGAAAGGAAUGGCAAAUUAUUUCUCCGCUAAAAAGCAACACGCAAAGUGCAUUGAGUGCAACUUGAACAAGAUCGACGAUUCCUAAGGAAACUCUAUCCUUCAAAAUCGCCUUACUCUUUACGAAAGAAAGAAUCACUCUUCCGGCAUCUCCCGUCCGAUCUCGCGAUCUUUCCGAUGCACCGUAUGCAUAAGAGGAACCUCCUUCCCAGACGGUGACGACGAAGACGAAGACGAAGACGAAGACGAAGACGAAGACGAAGACGACAACGACAAGAGACAACGCCCGAAGCGUCUCUCUUCUGAAAAUCUGACGAGGUCGUCUGAAAACUCGACGAGUUCAUUUCCCCAUAACGCCAACGUUCACGCGGGGGUAUCGCAUAUAUUGCGGAAGAAUAUCGAUGGACAAAUAGUCGAGUCACACAGUGUGCACCUAUUUCCAUUGUCCAGAAAAGGAUUUUUGAAGAGACACUCGGAGACGUCUGUCUUGACCGAUUAGCGAAACUGUGUUCCUUAUCGAGUGCGGUUAAGAUAUUCGGUCUGAUUAUGAGUUCUUGGAUGAACUGUCCGUCCUCUUUGCUGCUGUUGCUGUUAGGCUUGAGCCUGCACAGCGCGUGCAUCACGCGAGCGAACGUUGCCGGUCAGCACGGUAGUCAAGACGGUGGUCACGAGUCCUUAGUGGUGGAGACUACUAGUGGGCUGAUGCGCGGUUUCUCUCGCACGGUGCUCGAUCGUGAGGUUCAUGUGUUCUACGGAGUGCCAUUCGCGAAACCUCCCGUUGGGCCUUUGCGAUUUCGCAAGCCGCUGCCGAUCGAGCCCUGGCACGGGAUUCUGAACGCUACCACCUUGCCCAAUAGCUGCUAUCAAGAGCGCUACGAGUACUUUCCAGGCUUUGAGGGUGAGGAGAUGUGGAAUCCUAAUACCAACAUCUCCGAGGACUGUCUCUACCUCAACAUUUGGGUGCCGCAGAAGUUGCGUCUACGUCACAAGGAGUCGCCAGACAACGUUGGUAAUAACGGUAUGGCGAUAUUGGUCUGGGUCUAUGGCGGCGGCUUCAUGAGCGGCACCGCCACCCUGGACGUAUACGAUGCCGACAUUAUGGCGGCGGCCGGUAAUGCGAUCAUCGCUUCGAUACAGUACCGUGUCGGGGCUUUUGGCUUUCUGUAUCUCAAUCAGCACUUUGUCAAUAGCGAAGAGGCGCCGGGUAACAUGGGCCUCUGGGACCAGGCCUUGGCUCUCAAGUGGCUCCGUGAAAAUGCGCGCGUCUUCGGCGGCGAUCCCGAUUUGAUUACGAUCUUUGGCGAGUCUGCGGGUGGUAGUUCAGUGUCCUUACAUCUCAUCUCGCCGGUCACGCAAGGUCUAGUGCGUCGAGGUAUCCUUCAGAGUGGCACCCUCAACGCCCCAUGGAGUUACAUGACCGGCGAAAAGGCAAACGAGGUGGCUCGUGUACUGGUAGACGAUUGCGGAUGUAAUUCGACAAUGCUGCAAGAAAAUCCGGCACGUGUUAUGGCCUGCAUGAGAUCGGUGGACGCGAAAACUCUCUCCGUGCAGCAGUGGAAUAGUUAUUGGGGCAUUCUCGGCUUCCCGUCGGCGCCCACCAUCGACGGGGUCUUCCUGCCUAAGGAUCCAUUGGACUUGGUCAGAGAGGCGGAUUUCAAGAACACCGAGAUCCUGAUUGGAAAUAACGAGAAUGAAGGAACAUAUUUUAUUCUAUACGAUUUCAUUGACUUCUUCGAGAAAGAUCAAGCCAGUUUUUUGGAGCGAGAUAAAUUUCUCAACAUCAUCAAUACUAUCUUCAAGAAUAUGUCGCAAAUCGAGCGUGAAGCCAUCAUUUUUCAAUAUACCGAUUGGGAUCGGGUGAAUGAUGGUUAUCAUAAUCAGAGGGCGAUAGCAGACAUCGUGGGCGAUUAUUUCUUUAUCUGCCCAUCCACACAUUUUGCACAAUUAUUCGCAGAUCGCGGCAUGACGGUUUACUAUUACUUUUUCACGCAGAGGACAAGUACGAAUGUAUGGGGCAAAUGGAUGGGUGUGAUGCAUGGUGACGAAGUGGAAUAUGUCUUUGGGCAUCCCUUGAAUAAAUCUUUGGAAUAUACCGACAAUGAACGAGAUCUUUCUUUGAGAAUGAUUCACUAUUUCUCGCGAUUUGCAUAUACGGGGAUGCCAACAGUAACCGAAACUGAGUGGCCAUCUUAUACCAGAAAUCAUCCAAAGUAUUUUAUUUGGAAUGCAGAAAAGAAGAAUGCUUUUGGCAGAGGUCCUCGCACAACAGCCUGUGCAUUUUGGAAUGAAUUCCUGCCACGCCUAAAAGGUGUUCCUGAUCCCACACCCGAGGCAUGUAAAAGUGCAAUGGCGUCGAGCGUUUCUGCCGGUGUCAGCCAACUGCAUAGUUCGUCAACAAUUGCGUCCAUCAUCUUACUUCCGGUGCUGGUAGUAUAUAGAUUUAUAUAAGCGAUUCACCUCCAUGUCGAUAAAUCCUUUUCAUAGCUGGCAGGUACCUGACUGGGCAGAAAAGUUCCAUCGGCGUUACCGUCCGACAAACAGGUCGUAUAAUGAGCGUUGUUUACGCUUCAAGGUCGUAUUAGCGGUCGUCAACCAUUCGUAGAUCGAUAGGUCGCCGUAAGACGUAUGCUAUUGUUGUAUAGCAACAGUUCGUCUUUAAUUGUGUCAUUAUGGCACCGGCACUAGUAACACAGCGCGACGUUUGCGAAUGAUAAUCAGAAUGCUCCGCAUCUUGGCGUGAUGCAUUCACUGUUUCGAGAUAGUCGUAGACUUAGAUAUAUGUCGCGAUCCGCGAUUGAAGACAAAAGAUACUCGACAAAAGCGCGAGAUGGAUCCCUGCAAUCGGCUCUAACAAGAGUUGAUCUAAUUUUGACGAUUCGUAAUUUGGGCAUUUUCCAUCUUCGUACUUGAUCGAUCCGGUUCUGGCUUAGGCUCCAAUUCUUUUCUUAUUUUUUGUUAUCUCCUAAAAUUUGCUGUCGUUGACUCUUUUGAUUCGAUCGAUCCUAUUUCCACUGAUCUGAUUGAUAAUUUGACAUAUGCCUUGCGAGAUAUUGCUACUGGCAAACCUGCGUGAAUUUAUUUUGCAACCUUACAAGUGUUUCUAAAAUAAUCACUGCUUUGUAAGUAUAAUAGUUUAAAUUAAUUGAGUGCUUAGUAAUAGUCUAAAUUAAGCGAUCGCUUAGGAGUCGUUAUUUGAAUAAUUGUGAGAAUUGGCAAUUGCAAGAGUCGUGAAAAAAUUUAAUGUAAUUGAAUAAAGGAACGGUACAAAUAAAUUAUUCGUUAUUCGUUGUUUGACAGAUGUGAGAAAGGUAAAUGGCGACCUAUCUCGAUCUCGUAUAAAAUAUAUACAACAUUCGAUGAAUUAUAUAAUAUAAUUGACGAUUUAGCGCGAUAUAAUUUUGCCAAGUCCUUACGGAUCAGGUUAAAUAUAGAGAUUCAACUUUGAUUCAAUGCGAACGGCAAUAAAUUCAGUAAUAUAUUUUAACGGAUGCACGAGAGAAGCUGUAACAGCGGUGCGAUCAAUCUCUUCGUUAUUAUUAGAAGCCGUUAAUUAUAAGAAGCCAGCUGCAACCGGUGCAACAUCUUGUAAUGUAUUUGAUCUCUUACAAUUAGUUUGCAAUGUAGUCGAUUGUCUAGCACGCGAUCAAGUUUUAUAUGCAAUAUCAAUUUCAGAGCAGGAAGCAAAAGAUGAAAGGGAGAAUGAGGAUAGUAAAUAAACGUCGAAUGCGACAGUAAAUAAAGAAUAUUGAAGAAAAUUAACUGGUAUGAAAGGGCGCGGUUGUUAACUCUGAAUUCAAUAAGCUGAAAAGAGCAUGAUUAAUAACACAUCGCGAUUUUUACUGCUAAUGUUAAAAUUGCGAAACUUUCUUUAAAAAAUCUUUGAGCGCGCGCGCACACACACAUACAAACAAACAAACAA